AUGGCCGUUGUUAAGGAGUUCUUGUUCGUCAAUUCUGGCAACAAGUCCAGUGCCGGACACAAGAUCUCUACCACAGGUCGUGCCUUUGUUAUCAGGAAGGCUAGAGCUGCUCAGCCAUGGUCGACCAAGAGCAAGGCUGGCCGAAAACGUGCUCCUUUCGGCUUUGACGGCUCCCAAAACGCGACUGCCAGCAGCAACAGUAGCGGUUCUGACAGCCCAGAUGGUGCUCCAGCUAACAACACACUGUCUGAUGGUAAGCACAGUGCGAGGAUCGCAGAGGACGUGCCCGUAGCUGUUGCUCCCCAGCGGAUUCAGGACGAGGGGAAUCCGAAGCCGAAGCGAGGCAAGGGAGAUUUGGUGGGAAAUUCCAGGACCACCAUGCCAAUAACAUUUCCGAUCAUGUACAGUGUGUUCAUUGCGGAUACGCCGUUGGCCUAUGCAUCUGUCAAGCUGGGGGCCACCCUGGUGUCCCAAGCACAAACACUGAGUGGUCGGUUGGAUCCUUUUGGCACUGUGUCAGUAAGAAUGGGCCAACGUGAUACCGAUUUGCUGGCGUAUUUCAACACGGUGAUCAUCAAGACUCUCACACCUCUGACAGGUGGCCAGUCCCCCGAGGCGGAAAAGUACUGGGUGACAGUCUCCUUUGGGAACUGCGGCUUUCUGCAUGGAGUCUUGUGCCUUUCAGCCCUGCAGCUGGCUGUGGCCCAGCCUCACAAGUCCCCAACGUUACUGGAGCAGUUCAUGCACCACCGCAUCCAAGCCAUCUCCCACAUUCAGGCUGCCCUGGCUGACCCAUCGCGGGCCUUGAGCGACGAGAACAUUGCCACAGUCUUCCACAUGCUCUGCAUCGAGGAGAACCUGUUUCUCCACGCUGGCGACUCACUGAGAGACCACCCAGCAUGGAAGCACCUCCAACCAGACGUCUCCCAGCGCCAGGCCCAUCUGGCAGGGCUGAAGAGAAUGCUGUUCUUGCGCGGAGGCAUAGCCCGUCUUGACGGAAUGAAGGGUCUCCAGGCCUUCAUCAUCAGAUGGGUGUGCACCUCUCUAGCCUGCCGCCUCGUCUUCAGCCUGCCUCCUCCAUCCCAUCCAAGCCAAUACCUCUACCAACCCACAAACAGAAACGAGCUCUCUGCUGCCCAUUUCUCCGACCACACUUUCGCCGCCUCCCACCUCUUACCUCACGGCCUCCUCAAAAAGCUCUACAACUACCCACAUUCCUCCCCAUUCUACCAAGCCGGCUCAGCAAUGGCAACCGCAUGCGCGUCUCUCGGGGUAUCACGCGAUCUAAUCAACCACAUCACCACCCUCGACUGUCUCCUCCGUGACUCAUUAGCAUGGUACAUAUCCCGCCCAACAAGCCAAUGGGACGCCCUCGACAUCCAGAAUCUGAUCUCCAUCGGUUUAGGGGAGCUGAUCCACUUCAUCCUCCGCGAGGAAACAGCCCUCUCCGCGACAGAAAACGUCAUUGCUAUAUGCCUCUUUGUCUUCACCUUCUUCGUUGGCAACGGUGCUCACGCCGCUUGCUCUCCUCUACCGGGGAUCAUGCCACGUUUGAGGCAUCAUUUUACUGAUGCUGAGCUGUCACCGAACUUGAAGAGGAUAGGGAUUGAGACGUGGGUGGGAUUCGUGCUGUUGAUUGCUAGUAGUCAGAAUCCGGAGAGCGAGGAGUUUUUCUUUCGGUUUAUGGUGGAGAUGUUGGGGGAUAGGGGGGUGGGGGAUUAUGAGGGGUUUAGGGGUUCGAUGGUGGAUAGGGGGGUUUGGACGCCUGUUGUGGAGCCGCAUGCUGUUAAGGCUUGGGGGGAGCUGGAGGGGCCGUUGGGGGAGUAUAGGAGUGGGAGAAGGGAGAUUUGGGAGGUGAGGAGAGGAAGGGUGGAGGUGGGGGAGGAACAGGGGGUGAGUAUACCGAUGAGUAACCCUUAUGCGACGAGUCAUAUGAAGAAGAUUUUUAGUAGGGAUGGAGAGGGUGUCAAGGUUGUUGUGUGA
Molecule: messenger RNA, 1983 nt
Organism: Podospora bellae-mahoneyi
Lineage: Eukaryota; Fungi; Ascomycota; Sordariomycetes; Sordariales; Podosporaceae
Exons: 3
Coding region: 1-1983 (660 amino acids)
Source: RefSeq, a predicted model, not a curated record